ACCGCUUCCAACAUUCAAUUUACAACAUUUGUGCACUUCUUUCUUGUCUUUUGUGUGUGUGUCCCUUUUCGCCGUGCGAGAAUGAGAGUCCACGCCCGAGCCGCCGCCUCUGCAAGAAAGGCACAGAAUCCAAAAAGGAACAGAUGGUUGAGACGCCGCAUGAGUGCGGCGCCUACCCCGCUUGGCGCUUUAGUCGGCGCAUUACUAAUGGCCGCGCCCCUGACCCUUUGGUAUUGUCGUCUCGGGUACCUCGCACUUUGUCAUUAGUGGCCCCAUCUUGCCCACGCAGGACUGGACGCCUCGCCUCUGAAAAGCAAAGGCAAAAGCGAGCUGCACAAAGCACCCAUGAAGAAAAGUAGUGGG
This is a messenger RNA of Acaromyces ingoldii, 363 nucleotides long. RefSeq lists its product as hypothetical. Lineage: Eukaryota; Fungi; Basidiomycota; Exobasidiomycetes; Exobasidiales; Cryptobasidiaceae. The transcript has a single exon. The coding region runs from base 82 to 267 and encodes 61 amino acids. The record is from RefSeq and is a predicted model, not a curated record.